Messenger RNA from Oncorhynchus kisutch (coho salmon), 2095 nucleotides. Its product is annotated as dynein regulatory complex subunit 3. The record is from RefSeq and is a predicted model, not a curated record. The coding region runs from base 113 to 1678 and encodes 521 amino acids. NCBI's taxonomy places the organism in Eukaryota, Metazoa, Chordata, Actinopteri, Salmoniformes, Salmonidae. Gene Ontology annotation, cellular component: cilium. The transcript has 13 exons. Gene Ontology annotation, molecular function: protein binding.
CCAGUCCUGCUGCCUGGUUGCUAGGCAACAUUAUACAUCUUUGCGCAGCAGACGUGGGUUUGAAAGUAACAGUACAGGGUAGAGAGUCAGGGGAUCCAGAGACAUUAGCAGGAUGAGCAGGCUAUAUGAUACCGCAGAGCCCAGUUUGGUGGACGAGGAGCUACUGCAGAAGGCAGUGGAGGAGCAAGGCCCUCAAGACCAGGCUGGGCAGAUUGCCAAGGAGGAGGGCAUGCAGUAUGAGGAAGUCUCCCAAUUGCGCCUGGACUACAAGAACAUCCUGAAGAUUGAUCACCUGUGGCAGUUCACGUCUCUGACCAAGCUACAACUGGACAAUAACAUAAUUGAGAAGAUUGAAGGACUGGGGCGCCUCACUAAUCUGAAAUGGCUGGAUCUGUCCUUCAAUAACAUUGAGGGGAUCGAGGGGUUGGAUACUCUGGUGAAGCUGGAAGACUUGAGUCUCUACAACAACAGAAUCUCUGUCAUUGAGAACAUGGACACACUUCUAAACCUACACGUUCUCUCUAUUGGGAACAACUUCCUGGCUCAGUUAGAAAAUGUGAUCUACCUCAGAAAGUUCAAGAACCUGCGUACUCUCAACCUAGCUGGAAACCCCAUCUGCAAAGAGGACCGCUACAAGAUCUUUGUUGCUGCCUACCUUCCGGAGUUGGUUUACUUGGACUUCAGGCUAUUGGAUGAACAAACACGAGAGCAGGCGUUUGGAAAAUACCAGUAUGCCAUUGAGGAGAUGCGCCACAAUGAGGCCCAGGAGAGAAGGGCGAUGGAUGCUAGGCAAGAGCAAGAGGACGAGCUGCAGUUGCACAGGGAUGCCUUUGUGGAGCUCUUGAAUGGCCCAUAUCUGUUUGACAGCAUGUACGCAGAUGAUGCAGAGGCAGCCAAGCUGGCCUACCUCCCCGGAGUGUCUGUUCUACUAGAGACAUACAAGAGCCACCUGGUGGCGCUGUGUGUGCAGGUGUUUGAGAUUGGCUUGGCACAGCGCGGCAGGAGGGAAGACGAGGUCAAGUCUUUCUUUGACUGUUCCAGAGAAGCCGUGGACGACAACCAGCAGAGAGCAGCACAGAUCGCUGCAGACUUUGAGAAAGCCAGGAGACAGGUGAUGUCUGAGAUACAGCAGGCCACAGACGCACGUCUCCUGGAGGCCCAGCUGAACCACUGCAGCGAGGAGAUCAACCAGCUCUGUGACAGCCUCAUGACCCAGGAGCUGCAGCUCGUCGACCAGCUGGAGGACAUAAUCAAAGAUUUUGAGAGGAACAUUUCAGACAUGGUUGCCGGAUUCAUUGAAGUUGUUCAAGGAAUUUUCGCCCAGUGCCGAGACUUAGAGAACCACCAUCACGAGAAGCUACUGGAAAUCGCUGUGGCAACCCUGGAGCGAGUGGCCAAGAAUGAGCUGGAGGAGGAUAUGCCAGAUGAUGUCCGAAUGCUGUUUGUAGACAAGGACACAGUGAUCAAUGCAGUCAGCGCCUCCCACGACACCCACCUGAUGAAGAUCGACAACCGUGAGGACGAGCUGAUGACGUCCUGCAACAGCUGGAUGAGUGCUCUGAUGAAAUCGGUACAAGAUGAAGAGGUGAAGCGGAAUCGCAAGCGCAUCUCAGAGAUUCACAACUACAUUGACUACGUUAGGGAUCAGCUGGAUGAGAUGCAACAUGAUCACCAUUGAUUAAGAAGAGGGGAAAGGAAAUAUAGCAGAAGAAACCAUCCUAACACAGAUUCAAGCCUCACAGACAAGCCUCAGGCAUACAGCAAAUGCCCUUAUUUUCAUACUUACUUAUUUCCAUUAACCUGGAUUAUAAGAACAUUGAAUUGUGUCAAAAUGAAGUUCAUUAUUUUAAUGAAUCCUCAGUGUUAUUUCCCUUGUGUUCAUUUCCAGAAACAGGCAGAAAUGUUUGUCUAUUCCUAACUGGUUCAUAUUUCAACUCUCUAGGACAACUCUGCCAUCUAGUGUGUGUUGUGUGCGCGUGCGUGCGUGCGAGAUACACUAACCAUGCAUAACCAUCAACACCCAACCAAAACCAUUCAACGAAACAUGUUGUUAUGUUUCGAUUAAAAUCGUUGUAUUCUAUAAUACAUUUCAGAA